CCCCUCCCAAGGGCGACCGACUUUCCUUGUCAACACUCAGCCUCGCCGGCGUGGAAUGCAUUCGGACAUCCAUGUAGCCGUCCGCUUCCAUGAUCAAUCCGUGUUUGCGGGCGAGCAGCUCCGGUGCACCAUCACCUUCAGAAAUGUCGCAACCACGUCCGAGCCGCCCACGCCUUCGUUCCAGAGCCUGCGGAGGCAGAGGCGCGAGAGCAUCAGUCAGCUUGCCGCCGCGCAGUCGACCAAGCCCAGCACUGUGCUGAGGCUGAGCCAGAAUGGCCAGAAUGGCCGGUCGACCGGCCACGAGCAGGCUGCUGACCAGGCUGGCCGGCAGGUGCCAUUGGGGUCAUCGUACACAGACAAUCCGGCCCACGUUCAAAGGCCAGCUCACAAGCAACAGAGAUCCGUGUCGAUAAUCUCGCUGACUUCUCCGACCAUUGCGGGCGAUCUCGAACACGGCGCGCCUGGGGGCUGGACCAAGCCAAAAAAGCCGAGUCACUCACGCUCCUCCACCGUCCAGAUUCAUCAUGCUCCGCAAAGAAGAACCAGUCAGCAGUAUCACCGGGACUCUCAGACGAGUCUUCAACUGCCACCCAGAGGCGGUCGUCGAAGUCCCUUGUCGGCAGCGGCUGGUGGGAGUCGGGAUUCCUCCUCCGACUUUAGACAUACUGCGGCCAUAGACAACACUAGAAGCCAGCACUCAGACAACGAGCCCAACGACCUGCAAAUCCCCAGCCCUGUCGAUUCGGGCGAGGCUGCUAAAUCUUCGAGGACUGGCCCCGACCUUUCUAGCGAAAGGAGCAGUGGCGAUUUCUACUCCCUCAGCAACCACUCGCAAGAGACACUCAUGUCGGAGCAACCUUCAAUCAUGUCAGACCAUCGGCCUGCUUGGAUCAACUCUACGGUCAUGCCCCGGCGACCGCCGUUGAGGCCGGCGCACCGGCCGCAAGCCGUUAACCUUCUGAUGGGCUACGCGCAGUUGAGCGCCACGUUCACGCUGGACGCCUCGCUGAUCGACCAGUCGCACUUUGAGGAAGUAAAAAGCAAAGGGUUCCUCGGCGGCCAGGCGGGCGGCGGCGUGGUCGGGGUCAAGAAGCCGCGGCCGAACAGUGGCUUCCUGGGACAUUUCAACCUCAACGCCCUGGGCGGCUCCUUGAACAGCCUUAUGGGGGGGGAAGAUAUGAGCAGCGUCAAGGAGAUGCACGCCGUGAGCAACUCUCGCGCCAUCCCCAUUCUCUCCACGCCGCAGUCGCUGUUGUUCGUCGAUAUGCACCUCGAGCCCGGCGAGGAGCGGACCUAUUCUUACAGCUACCCGUUACCUCGAGGCUUACCGUCCAGUCACCGGGGCAAGGCCAUAAAGAUUGCAUACAACCUCACGGUCGGCGUCCAGGGCGUGCCUGGGAGUCGGGACGUGCACACGGUUCGGCAAGUCAGCAUCCCAAUCCGCGUCUUCCCAGGAGUCAGUCACGACGGCGAGAUCUACGGCCAUGAUCUGAUGCAACCCCAUGUUAUUCUGCGCGAUCUCGCUCGUACAAAGUCUAUCUCUGCCCCGCAGGACCAGGAGGAAGGAGGCACCCCGACGACUCAGUCGGCUGAGAAGUCCAGCGUGGAGUUUUUGCAGUUCGUGGACACGCUCCUCGACCACAAUCGCCGCCGGCAGUCGAGCUCGGGGACGAUGGAGGCAUUUCUGAACACCCAAGACGCGGGGGGCCGCGGAAAGGCGCUUCAUGCCAUCGACCGAGCAAUCCUCUACAGCAACUCCCUGUCGGAUAGCGAGUCGAGCCCCAACCGCUUCGAGAUUGCACGGAACGGAUCGCGCGUCGCGGUCAUUGUUAUUGACCGGCCCCUCCAUCGAUUGGGCGAGACAGUCACGGCCGUCAUCGACUUCUCUGAAGGCCAAGUCCCCUGUGCUUCGCUGAAAGCGACCCUCGAGACGUCGGAGAAAGUCGCGCCCUCCCUCGCAGUCAGGUCCGUCCACACGAUCAACCGCAUCACACGGAAAGUCUACGCCGCCCGCUCCGAGAACAUCCUCUUCGCCCAACGAGCCACGUUCGCACCUAGUAUCCCGGCCUCCGCAACACCCACGUUUGUCACCUCGGGGGUCAAUCUCGACUGGAGUCUUCGUUUCGAGUUUGGAACCAUCAAGCCAGUUGAGAAUGACCAGGGCGAGUUUAAACUCGUGACGCAUUUGCUCGAGGAAGUGGUCAACGAUGAGCGAGGCACGGUGAAUGUUGCCGCGGAAAAUCUCGAAUGCGACACUUUUGAGGUGGUGAUCCCCAUCACCGUGUAUGGCGAUCUGGUCCCUGAUGGCAAGGAAGGCGAGGAGAUUGUCGGUAUCCCGGUUUGAAAGCCUUUCACGGCUUGUACAAUGUAAAUUCAAGAACUAUAAACCCAACAUACGCGAGCAGCAUGGCCAGGCCAACCAAGCGAUGCGUGCCGAGCAGAAUCAUGACGGUCAAAAAGGCCGAGGACGUCCAGGUCCACACGAUCUCGUUGGUGUAACUCGAGCCUUGGGCAAGGCUCUUUGAGCUCAAGAUGGUCACGCCGAGGCAUAGGGUCAACAAGAAUAUGUUGCUUCCUACAGUAUUCGCCACCAUGCUGACCUCGCGUUAGUGUCGGAGAUUUGUAUGCGAGACGAUGUAAUCAAUCUUUUGUGGGGACUGUGUUGGCAAACACAAAUUGCCAGAUUUGGGGGGUUUGGAACUUACAUUCCUGGGUGGCCUCGGUACCCGCUGAUGACAGCGACAAACUUCUCUGGUAGAGUUGUUGCCAGGGACAAGAGGGUCGCUCCAAAUACGGUUUCGGAGACGUUGAAUCUCGCGGCUAGUGACUGGGAGGAGUGUGAGAGGACAUAGCCGCUGAUGGAGAGCGCGACGAAAGCCAGGAUCAGCUUGACCAGAUAAAACAGAGUGGAGGGCCGCGUUCUCCUGCGACCUAUCAAGGCACUUGACUCGUCAACGCCCUCCGGCCCUGGGUUUCCCUCACGAGGAAUCCCCCCCCCGGGAGCAGAUCGCACCUCCGGAUCUCCCUCAGACUCCGAGUCCGAAUCAUCAUCGUCAUCCGACUCUGCAUCCGACUCCUCAGGUGCGUCCAGGACGCCCCGAUAGAUGGACCAACCGAUCCCCGCCAGAUACAGCCCGAAGACGACCACCAAGACCGCUCCGUAGACAUGACCCUCGAGCUGGCCGAAUCCCCAAAGCACCGCCACGCCCGUGGUGACGCCGAACAGGACGACGGCGUAGAUCUUCGCGCUGACGUCGUACCGGACGAUGGCCUCUCCCUGCGCCAAGACGCCCAGUGAAAACGCGCCGAGGAUGUUCGCGACACAGCUUCCCAGCACGUUCCCCAGGGCGAGUUUGGGUCGUCGCUGGGCGACGGCGGCGACCACGACGGCGAGUUCUUCCCACUCGGCGCCGGCCGUGAGGAGCGAGAUGAGCGUCUCCGAGACGUGCAGGCGGUGGGCGAAGUGGGCGGUGGAGGAGAUGAAGACAUCGGCCGAGAUGCCCAGCGUGUAGAUGCUGAGGAGGAAAGUGCACAGAGGGAAGAGGGUCGAGUCGAUGGAAGAGGCAUCAGUGGCCAUGGCCAUGGCCAUCUUCGUGGAGCUGGAUCUCUCGCACCUAGAUCAUAAAGUUCAAGACGAGAUAGGUAGUCCAACUUUGGCCCAAGUCUUUAGGAAUGUCGCUAGUUACUAUGUCGUUGUCGAUACUGUCAUUGAUGACGGUGAAGUCACCAGAAGCGGAGGAGCAGAAGCAAUG
Cladophialophora immunda is the source of this 3752-nucleotide messenger RNA. RefSeq lists its product as uncharacterized. Gene Ontology annotation, cellular component: Ric1-Rgp1 guanyl-nucleotide exchange factor complex; Golgi membrane. Bases 56 to 2344 code for a protein of 762 amino acids. Gene Ontology annotation, biological process: retrograde transport, endosome to Golgi. The transcript is spliced from 2 exons. NCBI's taxonomy places the organism in Eukaryota, Fungi, Ascomycota, Eurotiomycetes, Chaetothyriales, Herpotrichiellaceae. The record is from RefSeq and is a predicted model, not a curated record.